Messenger RNA from Phanerochaete carnosa HHB-10118-sp, 478 nucleotides. RefSeq lists its product as uncharacterized. Gene Ontology annotation, molecular function: structural constituent of ribosome. NCBI's taxonomy places the organism in Eukaryota, Fungi, Basidiomycota, Agaricomycetes, Polyporales, Phanerochaetaceae. The transcript is spliced from 6 exons. Gene Ontology annotation, cellular component: ribosome. The coding region runs from base 33 to 311 and encodes 92 amino acids. The record is from RefSeq and is a predicted model, not a curated record. Gene Ontology annotation, biological process: translation.
CCACCGCCGACGACCUCAAGAACACUUUCAAAAUGACAAAACGUACCCGCAAGGUUGGCGUUACCGGCAAGUACGGUACUCGUUACGGUGCCUCCCUCCGUAAACAAGUGAAGAAGAUGGAAAUAACGCAGCACGCGCGGUACACUUGCACUUUCUGCGGCAAGGACUCCGUCAAGCGCCAGGCGGUCGGCAUCUGGAGUUGCAGGGCCUGUAAGAAGACCAUUGCCGGCGGUGCUUGGACCGUCACUACUACUGCUGCUGCCACCGUUCGGAGUACCGUCCGUCGGCUGCGCGAGAUUACCGAGGCAUGAGCUAUAUUAUUGGGUCGUUUUGUCAUGCUCUGCUCUCGCAUUCCCUCCCGUCAUCGCCGUAUGCAUGUAAAACCCACCUUAUGGCACGUUCGCAACUAUGCUCCACCGCGACAGUAUGAAAGUAUGCGUACCUUUUGAUUCGCGGAAGCAAACCCUGUGAUACAAUC